This is a messenger RNA of Trypanosoma theileri, 498 nucleotides long. RefSeq lists its product as uncharacterized. Lineage: Eukaryota; Euglenozoa; Kinetoplastea; Trypanosomatida; Trypanosomatidae. The transcript has a single exon. The record is from RefSeq and is a predicted model, not a curated record. The annotation marks the transcript as partial.
AUGCUGCUACACCGUCUGUUCUAUCUUGUGGCUUUGCUUCUUAGCGUGGCAUGUGUCUGUGCGGCGGCUGAAGAUGCCACUGCUGCACAAAGGCUACGUUCUGAACCUGCUGUUGAUAGUAGUACUUGUGGUGGCCAUGAAAAAAAAGAAAGUGCUUGUAUUUCUGCUUUACCUGAACCUCCUUUACCAGCUGGACCUCCUGCAGCUCGACAUGAGCCUGAAGAGAGGGGUCAACCUGCCACUGAAAAUCUCGCUUCAGUUAAUCCUCCUGGUCCCGGCACUGGCGAGCAGAGAAGGGAUAGUGAUCCGCAUGUAUCUGAACAGCAUGGUCCAGAACUUCAAAAAGAAAAGGAACCAUUAAGUGGUCACAACAACGUACAAGGAGAGGCAACGGACACUCUUCGAAACAACCCAAAAGCACAGCCAUCAUUAUCAUCAUCUCUUGGGCAGCAAGCAUCCAGUGGGUCAAGUGGUCCUGAGGGCCAAACGAGAACGAAU